AUUAACCCAUCCACCACACAAACCCACCCUCCAAAUACACCUUAACCUCAUUCCCCAGGGGCAGAAGCAAAAAGAAAAUAAUCAAAAUGCCCACCCUCCAAACCAGCACCCUCGCCUUCCUCGGCGGCGGCAACAUGGCCUCGGCCAUAAUCUCCGGGCUACUACGCCAAUCCGUCCCCGCGAGCAACAUCCACGUCUCCGAGCCAUGGGAAGUCAACCGGAACAAGAUCGCCGCGCUGGGCGUGAACGUCACGACAUCCAACACCGAGGCGGCGUCCUCCGCUGACGUCGUCAUCCUGGCCGUGAAGCCGCAAGUCGCGAAGACGGUGUGCGAGGAACUCCGUCAGGAAUGGACGGCUACGGCGAGGGCGAAGUUCCCGAUUGUGGUGAGCAUUGCGGCGGGGAUUACGUUGGAGAGUUUGCAGAAGUGGUUGAGUGUUGAGGGUGGGAAGGUGGCGCCGGUGGUCAGGGUUAUGCCGAAUACCCCGGCGUUGGUGACGGAGGGGGCGAGUGGUGCGUUUGCUGGAGUGGAGGUUGGCAAGGAGGAUAAGGGGUUGGUGGAGGCGUUGUUGGGCAGUGUUAGUAGGGUUACGGAGUGGGUGGAUAGGGAGGAGUUGUUGGAUGUGGUUACGGGGUUGUCAGGAUCCGGUCCCGCGUAUUUCUUCGCUAUGGUUGAGCAUCUGGUUGCUAGUGCGACGGCUCUGGGCUUGACUAAGGAGCAGGCUACGAGGCUGGCGGCGCAGACUUGUCUCGGUGCUGGAAAGAUGCUGGUUGAGUCAGAUGAUGAGCCUGCUCAGCUGAGGAAGAAUGUGACUAGCCCGAAUGGCACGACGUAUGCCGCGUUGCAGACUUUUGAGAAGUUGAACUUUGCGGAUAUCGUGGAUCAGGCGGUUAAGGCGGCCACGGAUAGAGCUGCGGAGUUGGGUGAAAGCUUGGGAAAGCAGUAAUGUAUGAUAUUUGCCAUGAGGUAUUGGUGUAUGUGAGACGAUAACAAUGCCGUUCUCGGUCUAUUUCGGUG
This is a messenger RNA of Aspergillus costaricaensis CBS 115574, 1018 nucleotides long. RefSeq names its product pyrroline-5-carboxylate reductase family protein. Bases 87 to 947 code for a protein of 286 amino acids. Gene Ontology annotation, molecular function: pyrroline-5-carboxylate reductase activity. Lineage: Eukaryota; Fungi; Ascomycota; Eurotiomycetes; Eurotiales; Aspergillaceae. Gene Ontology annotation, biological process: L-proline biosynthetic process. The record is from RefSeq and is a predicted model, not a curated record. The transcript has 2 exons.